AUGGAUAUUAUCCGAGCGCCUGGAAAUAUUAAUAUUACCACUAGCAACGACAGCCUGGAGCCGUUGUUGCGUGCUAGCCCUCAGCAGCAAUCAAAACCAAAGGACAAUAACACAAACGGUGCCCAGCAACAUUUCAAGCAUCCCAGUAAAGACCCGCAUCAGCAACAACAACACUAUCGCCAUAACGCCGAUGGUCAACAGCACGCUCCCAGUGGCAGGAAUGGCUUAAAAAGUAACGCCAGCAGCACCAGCAGUAAUCCACCGGCGUCUUUACCGAGUCCGGGAAGUGCGACCGGUGCGGCCAUGCCAACCAGUGGCGCCCAGUUGCGCCACCAAACGCCACCGCAACCGGUCCAAGGUUCGUCGACCGAUUCGGGCAACAGUUCCUGCGGAAGCGGCGCGGCCAGUUGUAGUAGUGCGAGUGCGAGUGUCGGUGGAAGUGUCGGUGGUGGUGGCGGUGGGGGAGGCAGUGUCGAUGAGCCUGAAACUUUAAAUCAGUCCUCCACCCCCGGUGUGACAGAGCAACCGAAAACGCCCGAGUUGCAAAACCACCCGUUGCGUUCGUCGUCGUCCUCGAGUUUAAAAAAUCGCAACAUUUACGUGAAUAAAACCUACGAUGGUGGCGCGAAUGUGGAGGACGUUGCAGCUGACGGUGGUUUCCGUUCGGCUGUAGUUUCGAUCGAUGAAGGAAUAGAUGGUUGUUCGGGGACGGGAAGUACCCGAACGAUGGACCAGCGGCAAGCCACCGGUAGCAGUCAGCAGCAGGAACCGGAUGAGGACCCCAUACCGGGCGGGGAGGAAGAAGUGAAACCCCUGCUCGAGCUAACCAACGAGCGACGGGGCCGGCCAAAGACGAAGAGCAUCGUAAAGAGUCCGUCGAGCCAGAGUUUCGGCGAAAAACCGGCGCGCGUUCUUAGUCUGCAGUUUUCCCAACCGGAAUCGGUGAUCGUCGCCGAACGGCCGGUCCAUCAUGUGCAGUUCAGCAGCAACAAGCACUGCGUCGGGGUGCAUGGAUCGGAGAGUGGAGAGGACCGGGCGCUGCUCGGUGGCUCGACGACGGCGGCCGGAGGUUUGGGUGGUUCCACCACCUCCGAUCAGAUGUGUUCGAGCCCGGUUGGAAGCAUUUUGUCGCACGGUUCCGGUAGUUCGUCGUCUUCCUCCGGAUCAUCGUCGUCCUCGUCGUCGAACGAGAACAGCUCGCUCGGGGCGUACGCGGAAGCGCGGCCCCCGGAUGGUGGCUGGGGAUGGGUCGUGUGCUUCGCCUCGUUCAUGGUAAAUCUGAUCGCGGACGGCGUGACGUUCAGCUUCGGUGUGAUGUACAUGGAACUGCUGUCGUACUUCGGCGAGGGCAAGGGUAAGACGGCAUGGGUUGGCUCGUUGUUUAUGGCCAUGCCGCUGCUGUGCGGCCCUGUUGCGUCCUUCCUGACGGAUCGCUACGGUUGCCGGAAGGUGACCAUCGUCGGGUCGAUUCUAGCGUCGAUCGGGUUUGCACUGUCCGCGUACGCCAACUCGAUCGAAAUGUUGUACCUUACGUUUGGUAUUUUGGCCGGUUUCGGAUUGAGUUUGUGCUACGUCGCAGCGGUUGUGAUCGUGGCGUACUAUUUCGAUAAGAAGCGCUCGUUUGCGACGGGCCUAUCGGUGUGCGGAAGCGGUAUCGGCACGAUGGUGUUUGCAUCGCUGACGCAGGUGUUGCUGGAUAACUUUGGCUGGCGCGGAACGACCCUCAUACUGGCGGGCGUCUUUCUCAACAUGUGUCUCUGUGGCCUUCUGAUGCGCGACCUCGAGUGGACGACGCACAAAUCGAAGCAGAAACGUCGCAAACAGCAGCUUCAGCAGCAGCAGCAGGCGGAUUCGGUCAGCAAUAGUACCAACACGGCAGGUAAUGCCAGCGUGCUCAAUGGGGGGAUCGUCGAGGGAGCUGGUGGAGUCGGUAUUGUCGGUGGAAGUGGUGCGGAUGGAGUGAACGACCAUCAUCUGUACGAUCUGGACGAUCCACGAUUGUUCAGCUCGUUGAUUACGCUACCGACGUACCUGCAGAACGGUGCCGGCCACGAUAAGAUACCGCUGGAGGUACUGGCGAUGCUGAGCAAGCAGCACAACAUGCACGAUCAUCACGUGCUGCAGGGUUUCCCGACGGCUCAGUUGAACAAUUCGCGAAGCUUCAGUGAACCACUUUCGCCGCAAGUGGCGGAGGAGGAGAAGGAAGACGUCGAGAAAGCCAAGGAAGCCACCAAUGGCGUGAUGAUGGACAGCCAACGCGGGAUGGAUGAGCAGGAGGGUACCAAAGAAACGAAUGGCGCUGGCGAUGAAACAGUGAUCACGCCAUCGCGUCAACGAGCUGCAGGUGGAGCACGGACCGCGGCAAGAGGACGGGACGCGGCCGCCGCCGGUGGUCAGAAGCGGCACCCGAUCGCCACCCAGUACGACCACGAUGGUACUACUCCGCUGCCGCCGGUGUUCCUGCGUCGGGUGCACAGCCACAGCACGCGCGGUACGGCCCCGACCGCAGUCGCAGGCACUGGCGCGUCCACCGCCUCCUACCUGAAGGACCUGCGGAUGCACCGCCACUCGCUGACGUACCGCGGUGCUAUGCUGAACAUUCAGCGCUACCGGCUGCGGGCCUCCUCCUGCCCGGACAUCUACCGCAACUCGAUGACGACGAUCGCGAAGGAGAAGUCCGCCUGGUACCAGGGGGUGGAGGAGUUCCGUGCGCUGCUGGUCAGCAUUCUGGACUUCUCCUACUUCUCCGACAUGCAUUAUCUGCUGUUCGCUAUCUCCAACUUCCUGCUGUACACGUUCUACGACGUGCCGUACGUGUACCUCGGGGAUAAUGCGACCCAGAUCGGAUUCAGCCCCACCGAGUCUUCCAUGCUGAUUUCCAUCAUUGGCAUACUGAAUAUGGUUGGGGAGGUCUUUCUCGGCUGGAUGGGCGAUCGGAAGUCGGUCAACCCAAUCUACACGUACGCCCUCUGCAUGGCACUGUGCGGGCUCGUGACGGCGUUGGUACCAUUAUUCAGGGAUUACACGAGUCUGUCCGUUCUGGCUGGUGGCUUCGGACUGUUCAUAGCGGCAAACUACUCGCUGACCAGUAUUAUUCUGGUGGAGCUGAUCACCCUGGAGCGUUUCACCAAUGCGUACGGAUUGCUGCUGUUGGUGCAGGGCGUAGCGAACCUAGUGGGACCACCGUUGGCAGGUUGGAUAUCCGAUUUGACCGAGUCUUACGAUCUAGCGUUUUAUUUGGCCGGAUUUUUCAUCGUCAUUUCCGGCGCCCUGCUGCUAGUCUUGCCAACGAUUGCGAAGGCUCGCAAGGUGUUAGACAAACGCCGCCAAAGCAGCAUCGCAAAUGGGGCGGCGAACGGCGAGCUGAAUAAUCUGCGUAAAAAGCAUUCUUCCGGCAGCUAUCAGCAGCAACAGCACAAUAACAAUAUCUCCGCCAAACCGCCGGUAACUUUGGAUCUGAAAACGACGUUUAUUGGCAACGGUAAAGGUGGCAUCGAUCCGAAGAAGGGUGGAGGACCCCCUACACCGAACGGGCGCGUAUUUGGUUUGGAUAGCAAAAAUGUCCCCCUGGAGGCGGGUGCUAACGUUUAA
Anopheles coustani is the source of this 3591-nucleotide messenger RNA. RefSeq lists its product as uncharacterized. NCBI's taxonomy places the organism in Eukaryota, Metazoa, Arthropoda, Insecta, Diptera, Culicidae. The record is from RefSeq and is a predicted model, not a curated record. Gene Ontology annotation, biological process: transmembrane transport; monocarboxylic acid transport. Bases 1 to 3591 code for a protein of 1196 amino acids. Gene Ontology annotation, molecular function: monocarboxylic acid transmembrane transporter activity. The transcript has 5 exons.